Messenger RNA from Zingiber officinale, 1108 nucleotides. Its product is annotated as truncated transcription factor CAULIFLOWER A-like. Gene Ontology annotation, cellular component: nucleus. The transcript is spliced from 8 exons. Gene Ontology annotation, biological process: positive regulation of transcription by RNA polymerase II. NCBI's taxonomy places the organism in Eukaryota, Viridiplantae, Streptophyta, Magnoliopsida, Zingiberales, Zingiberaceae. The record is from RefSeq and is a predicted model, not a curated record. Gene Ontology annotation, molecular function: RNA polymerase II cis-regulatory region sequence-specific DNA binding; protein dimerization activity; DNA-binding transcription factor activity, RNA polymerase II-specific. The coding region runs from base 128 to 871 and encodes 247 amino acids.
UGCUUGUUCUACCACGGCGGUGCGGUGGUGCUGCUGCUGGUGCUGCUGCUGCUGCUGCUGCUGCUGUUGCUGCCUUCGCCCUCCGUCUCGCGCGAGCUCGAGGACGCCGGGUGGUUGGGCGGAGAGGAUGGGGAGGGGGAGGGUGCAGUUGAAGCGGAUCGAGAACAAGAUCAACCGGCAGGUGACGUUCUCGAAGCGGCGGUCGGGGUUGCUCAAGAAGGCGCACGAGAUCUCAGUCCUCUGCGACGCUGAGGUCGCCGUCAUCAUCUUCUCCGCUAAGGGCAAGCUCUACGAGUACUCCACCGACUCCAGUAUGAAAAACAUUCUUGAACGUUACGAACAAUAUUGUUAUGCAGAAAAGGCACUUGUAUCAUCAGAACUUGAAUGCCAGGGUAAUUGGCAUCAAGAAUGUGUCAAACUUAAGGCUAAGUUUGAGGUUCUAAGUAAAAGUCAAAGGCAUCUCAUGGGAGAACAACUUGACUCCUUGACCCUUAAAGAACUCCAGCAACUGGAAAACCAACUAGACAAUUCUUUGAAGCAUAUUCGGUCAAGAAAGAAUCAAGUCAUGUCUGAUUCUAUUGCGGAGCUUGUGAGGAAGGAAAAGGCACUGCAGGAGCAAAACAAACAUCUAGAGAAGCAGAUCAUGGAGAAGCAGAAGGCAGUGGCUCUCACCCAGCAACUGCACUGGGAACAAGCCCAGACAAGAACCUCCUCUCCACCACCAGCCUUUUUCAUGACUGAUCAUACUAACCAUGGCUUAAAUAUUGGAUGCUAUCAAGGAAGGACAGCCAUGGAAGAAGCUGUGGGGGCUCAGGUUCAGAUCAACAGCAGCAUGCUACCACCAUGGAUGCUGACCCAUUUGAAUGGGUAGAGCAUGCCACCCUGCAAGCUGAUGAUGAUGAAGAUGAUCCCUCCUCUUCAGUUAAAGUAGUUGUACUUUAAGUAAAUUUUGAUGUGGGUCUGCCUUCUCUUGUUUUCUCUAAUAAAUAAACGCUCUUAUUUAAAUCUUGAUGUAUGAUGCACAUAUACAAUCAGGAUUUCUCAUCGUAUGCUAGUGUGUUGUCGCUUUAAUGUAAAUUAAAUGAUGUUUUAAUCAUCAAAGAGAUUU